Molecule: messenger RNA, 1581 nt
Organism: Selaginella moellendorffii
Lineage: Eukaryota; Viridiplantae; Streptophyta; Lycopodiopsida; Selaginellales; Selaginellaceae
Product: abscisic acid 8'-hydroxylase 1
Exons: 10
Coding region: 1-1581 (526 amino acids)
Biological process (GO): sterol metabolic process
Molecular function (GO): monooxygenase activity; oxidoreductase activity, acting on paired donors, with incorporation or reduction of molecular oxygen; heme binding
Source: RefSeq, a predicted model, not a curated record
AUGGGCUAUGGGCUGUGUGCUCUCUCAGAACUCGUGCAAAGAAGUGCUUCGUCCCUUCUCGCAGCUAUGGAGCUUAUCCUGCAGUCCUGGAAUGCUCUUUACUUCCUCGUGUUUCUACUCUCUUUGUGGCUGAUCUCCCGCAAGUUCUACAAACCAUCCACGAUCAAACUCCCACCGGGAAGCCAUGGCUGGCCCCUUGUCGGAGAAUCUCUCUCUUUCUUUCGGGAAUCCCCUCUAGACUUCCUCACUACUCGACGCAAGAGAUUUGGAGGUGUUUUCUCAAGUAACUUGCUUGGAUCUCCUACCAUCGUCGCUACAACGGUUGAGGCGGCCAAGUUCUUCCUCAGCUGCGCUGACUGUGGCCCCUCGGGCUUGUUUAGACGAUUGAUUGGGCCGAAAAUUAUUUCCGAAACCAUCGGGAGUGAGCAUGCGCUCUACCGGAGAAUUGUGCUGGGGAUGAUGGUUCCAGAGACGCUCAAGCACCAUGUGGAGACGAUUGAUAACUUGGCUCAGGAGAUUCUGGAGUCGUGGGGGUCGAAGAAGACGGUAACGGUGAUGGAAGAAACUCUCAAGUUUAGCUAUUGCGCGGUGAUUGGAUUCGUGUGCCAGAAACUCCUGCCUUCCACUCCGGAGAUGAUCGAUCUCAUGCGAGACGUCCAAGCCUUGGUGACAGGAAUGCUCCAGUUUCCAAUCGACAUACCCUUCACACCUUAUCGCAAAGCAUUGCAGGCCAGGGCGAGGCUCCACACGUUCUUGGAUGGGCUCAUCAACGAGAGAAGGGCGCUAUUAGGUGCCAAGGGCGAGAGGCACAAAGACGCGCUGGACGAGUUCAUCAUGCACAAAGAUGACAAGGUUGGAAUCCUCUCAAAUCAACAAGUGGAAGACAAUCUCACGGCACUGCUGUUGGGAGGCCACGAUACCACAGCUCUUGCUCUUUUGUGGCUGAUCAAGUACUUACAUGAGAACCCACAAGCUUUCAGGGAAGUAGAGGAGGAGCAAAGGAGAAUCUUUGUCAAGAAAGGCUCCAGAAAGUAUAAGCUAACUUGGGAAGACACAAAACAGAUGUUAGCCACUUUAAGGGCUGUCGAUGAGACUCUGAGGCUUUCUAAUAUUGUUGGGAUGGUAACACGUAAAAUCACCAAGGACAUCAGCUACAAUGGUUAUACCUUGCCCAAGGAUUGGCAGGUUCAAGUUCAUAUGUCAGCAAUCCAUUUAGAUGAGAGUAUUUACCCCAAUGCAACAAAAUUUGAUCCAUCCAGAUUUGAAGUCCCAGCUAAAACUGGCACAUUUAUUCCAUUUAGCUAUGGACAGAGGAUAUGCCCAGGAAGUGCACUUGUUAAGUUAGAGCUAUGCGUUUUCAUACACAGGCUUAUCACAAAAUACAGAUGGGAGCCAGUGAAUCCGACUAGUACAAUAAGCUACUGGCCAAUGCCCAGAGUGAAAGAUGGAUACCUCAUACGAGCUAUGUCCAUCCACCUCUGGAAGUGUCUGAGGAGGAGAAUCCCAGCUCCAAUUCUCGAGUCCCCUGUUACUUCUACAGAGAAGCGGCCCGGACGAGCAUCCACACCAAGUCCAGGUUGA